AAAAAUAAAAUUUAAAAUAAAUGAAUGAGCUAUGUAAGUCACGUAUUGACAGUUGUAAUGAGCUGUUUUAUCAAUAUGGAAAUACGUAGGUAACUGAAAACUAGUUAUGUGGCUUGCUGGGUGCCGCUAGAAAGCUCGUCAUGGUUGGCAUCGGGAAUUGCGGAGUGCAUGUAUGAAAUUGUCAACUGUCAAUUAAUUUGGCCGUGUGUCAUUUUGACCACGGUCGCAGAAGAUCGUGGUUGACAAAUGUCAAAAUCAUCAAGCUAAAAAAAAAAAAAAAGUAUUUGGAAAACAAUAUUGAAAGAUGGAUAUAGCCAAAACUUUGUUUGGUAACAGGCCACAUGAAGGCUAUGCAGGCAAGGAAGAUUAUAAUGAGAAGGUUCAGACGGCGUUCUCGGAGGACGAGGGGGAAGGAGACACGGUUUCCAUCGGGGAGGUGGCGGAGGGCGUGAGCAUCAAGGCAGACGGCGUGACGCCGUCCCCAGGGGGCCCGUUCUCCGCCCUCACCCCCUCCAUGUGGCCACAGGACAUCCUGAGCAAGCUGGGACAGCAGCCGGACGACCCCAAUUCCCAGCCUGAGUACAGAUUUGAUGAGUUCGGCUUCCGCGUUGAAGAAGAAGACGGACCUGAACAAAAUUCAAACAAACUCCUCGGGAUACCAUUUGUUGAAGAUCCACAACACAGGCUGCAGUGGGUGGCGCACCUGGAGUUCAGCCACAACAAGGAGGUGUGCGACCUGACCUGGGACAAGGUGGACGUGCGCCUGCCCCGCACCGAGAGGCUCCGGGCGAUGGUCCACGCCGGCAUCCCGCACUCCCUCCGGCCGCAGAUGUGGCUCAGGCUCUCCGGCGCCCUGGAGAAGAAGCUGUCCUCGGAGAUGAGCUACAAGGACAUAGUGAAGGCGUCAAGCAACGACGCCCUCAUGACCUCCAAGCAGAUCGAGAAGGACCUGCUUCGCACGAUGCCCGGCAAUGCCUGCUUCAGCCACUUCAGCAGCACCGGGAUCCCGAGGCUGCGCCGGGUGCUGCGCGGGCUGGCCUGGCUCUACCCGGACAUCGGGUACUGCCAAGGAACAGGCAUGAUUGCAGCGUCGUUGCUACUGAUGAUGGAAGAGGAAGAUGCCUUCUGGAUGAUGAGCACCAUAGUGGAAGACUUACUGCCUGCAUCGUAUUAUUCAUCCACACUCAUUGGUAUCCAAGCCGACCAGCGGGUGCUGCGCUCCCUCAUCUCGAGCUUCCUGCCCGACGUCGACCAGGCCCUCAAGGAGCACGACAUAGAGCUGUCGCUCAUCACGCUGCACUGGUUCCUCACGCUGUUCGCCUCCGUCGUCCACAUGAAGAUCCUGCUCCGGAUAUGGGACCUGUUCUUCUGCGACGGCUCCUUGGUGCUCUUCCAGAUAACCCUCGGCAUGCUCAAAAUAAAAGAGGAUGAGCUGAAGUCUUUGGAGAACUCUGCGCAGAUAUUCAAUGCACUUUCGGAUAUCCCUGGUGACAUUGAAGAUGUCGACAAUCUUCUUGAGGUUUCGUUCCGCGUGGCGGCGUCCCUGAACGACAUGGUGAUCGAGACCCACCGCAGACGCCACCUCGCCUACCUGAUGGCGGACCAGGGGGCGCUGGUGGGCAACCCGGAAGCCGCCCCCAACCUGCCCAAGCAGCACCUCAGCAGACGGCAAGUCAAGAAGUCCAAAUCCAUGAUCCAGCUUUUACUUUUCGGUGACGAGACGACGGAAGAAGACAUCAAGUCAAAAAACAUUCGCCAAACAGAGAUCCUGGUCGACCUGAGGGAGGCGAUCCUGCAGGUGGCGCGCCACUUCAUGUCGGUGGACCCCAAGCUCGGCAAGGUGGCGCUGGUGCCCGACUACGGCACGGAGAGCCACUCGCGGGACCAUGACAACUACGUGGACGUGUCCCGGGGCCGCAAGCGGCGGGCCAAGGCCCUGCUGGAUUUCGAGAGACAUGACGACGACGAACUGGGCUUCCGGAAGAAUGACAUCAUCACCAUCAUCAGCCAGAAGGAUGAGCACUGCUGGGUCGGAGAACUCAACGGCCUCAGAGGCUGGUUCCCGGCCAAGUUCGUGGAGCUGCUGGACGAGCGCAGCAAGCAGUACUCGAGCGCGGGUGACGACAGCGUGUCGGAGGCGGUCACGGACCUGGUGCGUGGCACGCUCUGCCCCGCCGUCAAGCAGGUGCUGGAGCACGGCAUGAGGAAGCCCACCAUCCUGGGUGGGCUUUGCCAUCCGUGGUUGUUCAUCGAGGAGGCGGCCGCCAAAGAGGUGGAAAGGGAUUUCAACUCUGUGUACAGCCGAUUGGUGCUGUGCAAAACCUACCGGCUCGACGAGGACGGCAAGGUUCUAACGCCGGAGGAGCUGCUGUACAGGUGCGUCCAGGCGGUGAACCAGACGCACGACGGCGCCCACGCCCAGAUGGACGUGAAGCUGCGCAGCCUGGUGUGCCUCGGGCUGAACGAGCAGGUGCUGCACCUGUGGCUCGAGGUGCUUUGCUCCUGCGCGGAGGUGGUGCACAAGUGGUACCAGCCGUGGAGCUUCGUCUGCAGCCCCGGCUGGGUGCAGGUUAAGUGCGAGCUGCGAGUGCUGUCGCAGUUCGCCUUCAACCUGAACCCCGACUGGGAGCUGCCGCCGCGCAAGGAGCCGUCGCAGCCGCUCAAGGACGGCGUGCGCGACAUGCUCGUCAAGCACCACCUGUUCAGCUGGGACCUCUAGGGCUCGGAGUCUCCGCUGUUCAGCUGGGACCUCUAGGGAACGGAGUCUCCGUUGUUCAGCUGGGACAUCUAGGGAACGGAGUCUCCGCUGUUCAGCUGGGAUCUCUAGGGAACGGAGUCUCCGCUGUUCAGCUGGGACCUCUAGAGUUAGUUCAGACUGUGUGCUGUUCAGCUGGAACCUCUAGGGCUUGGAGUCUGCGCUGUUCAGUUGCGACCUCUAGGGCUCAGUCUCUGCUGUUCAGCGGGGACCUCUAAGGCUUACUCUUGCCCCUGUUCAGCUGGGACCUCUAGAGUUCAGACUGUGCUGUUCAGCUGGGACCUCUAGAGUUCAAACUGUGCUGUUCAGCUGGGACCUCUAGAGUUCAGACUGUGCUGUUCAGCUGGGACCUCUAAGGCUCGGAGUCUCUGCUGUUCAGCUGGGACCUCUGGGGCUUGUAGUCUCUACUGUUCAGCUGGGACCUUUAGAACUUGGGAGUUUCUGCUGUUCAGCUGGUAUGGGUAAUUUCCCGCCCCCUUGUUCUGGCUGCUUCAGUGUCAAGCCGUCUCGGAUGGUGACCAGUGGCCAGAUAAUAGGGAAAGAGUUACAACAUUGAUGUUUCUUUGUUAUGUGAGUAUAAAUAAAUUUAUUAUCACUA
Molecule: messenger RNA, 3353 nt
Organism: Bacillus rossius redtenbacheri
Lineage: Eukaryota; Metazoa; Arthropoda; Insecta; Phasmatodea; Bacillidae
Product: small G protein signaling modulator 3 homolog
Exons: 16
Coding region: 305-2719 (804 amino acids)
Molecular function (GO): protein binding
Source: RefSeq, a predicted model, not a curated record